AGAAGAAAGGGAGGAAAAAUGAAAUCCCCGGUUUUGUGUAGAGCGGCGGCCAAGGUUUAGCAUUUCAUUGCCCUAAAUCGCUCCCUUCUUCCCUUUCUUUCCAUUUACCCAUGGCUUCCUUUGCCGCCAGGUCCAUUUUUCGAUCCUCCUCCGCCAAGGCUGCCACUCUUCUCAGCGCCGGAGCCAGAGCUGCUCCGGCUUCUUCACCAUUUCGCAUUGCUUCCAAACGACCUUUCUCUCACUGCUCUUUUAGGCUUCCGAUUGAACUGAGCUUCUGCGUCGAGUCCAUGCUUCCCUUCCAUUCUGCAACUUCUUCGGCAUUAAUGACUUCGAUGCUUUCUGUUUCUCCCCAUAGCUUUGGUUGGCUUUCAGAAGUGUUCAAUGAUGAUGUGUGAUGACGAAUGGUCAAGGGGCAGGAAGUUUUAUGUGCAGAGUUCUACAUUGUGACAGUGGCACUGCUAAAUUUUGUGAACUGAUCUGCAGGAAUUUGGAUUCCCAAGUCUUGACUUUCAUUCUAGUUUGCAUGUCUUAGAUUCUGAAUUUGUGUCACUAUGGAUUACUAGUAGAGUGUAUAGGAAGAGAUCUACAAUCGACAAACAUAUGAGUUUUAUCUGAAUAGAAAGGUUUCAAGAAACUGAAUUCACAAAGUCUUAUUAUGUUGAAUUCCUUAUAGGAUUGUCUUGCAAUAAAAUGAAGGAUUCUUUCUCCAGUUGUAUGGUUGCUCUAUCAUUACUUAAGCUAUGAACAUACUUCAUAGUUCUGAUGGAUGCUUGUGUUUUACAACUCCGAAAUCUGUUAGAUUGCUGAAUGUAUGAACUCAACAAGAUUUAUUAAAUACAAAGAUGUUUGGUGAA
Messenger RNA from Cucumis sativus (cucumber), 854 nucleotides. Its product is annotated as protein NUCLEAR FUSION DEFECTIVE 6, chloroplastic/mitochondrial. The coding region runs from base 111 to 395 and encodes 94 amino acids. The record is from RefSeq and is a predicted model, not a curated record. The transcript is spliced from 3 exons. Gene Ontology annotation, cellular component: mitochondrion. Lineage: Eukaryota; Viridiplantae; Streptophyta; Magnoliopsida; Cucurbitales; Cucurbitaceae.